This is a messenger RNA of Drosophila navojoa, 2105 nucleotides long. It is a transcript of the gene Mad, whose product is annotated as mothers against decapentaplegic homolog 1. Gene Ontology annotation, biological process: SMAD protein signal transduction; BMP signaling pathway; regulation of transcription by RNA polymerase II. Gene Ontology annotation, molecular function: DNA-binding transcription factor activity, RNA polymerase II-specific; RNA polymerase II cis-regulatory region sequence-specific DNA binding; I-SMAD binding. Lineage: Eukaryota; Metazoa; Arthropoda; Insecta; Diptera; Drosophilidae. Gene Ontology annotation, cellular component: heteromeric SMAD protein complex. The record is from RefSeq and is a predicted model, not a curated record.
AUAUCUGCAAUCUUUGCCAUUAAACGUCAACAAGCGCAGAGAAACAACAAGCGCAGCAGAAGUCGCCAUCUCCAACGCCGUCGCCGCAACCAUCGGAGAACCGUGAAGAACCACACACAGCAACAGCAACAGCUACCAAGUCCGAGCUCUCUUUCUUCGUCCACUCUUUCAUCAUGUACUAUCCGCCCGUUGAUAGUUAUACCGGUUAUCGGGUAACUCCACCCCAAAACAACAACAACAACAACAACAACAGUAGUAGUGGUAUCAACAACAACAAUAAUAAUAACAACAACAACAGCAGUAGUAGCAGCAACAACCAACACCACCACCACCACCACCACCACCAACACAUCCACAGAAUGGACACCGAUGAUGUCGAGUCGAACACGAGCAGCGCCAUUACCACAUUGGGCACCCUCUUCUCAUUCCAAUCGCCGGCCGUCAAAAAGUUGUUGGGCUGGAAACAGGGCGAUGAGGAGGAGAAAUGGGCCGAGAAGGCCGUCGACAGUUUGGUAAAGAAGCUCAAGAAGCGUAAAGGUGCCAUCGAGGAACUAGAACGUGCCCUAUCCUGCCCCGGUCAGCCAUCCAAGUGUGUGACCAUACCACGAUCGCUCGAUGGACGAUUACAGGUAUCUCAUCGCAAAGGCCUGCCGCAUGUGAUUUAUUGCCGCGUUUGGCGCUGGCCGGAUCUACAGUCGCAUCACGAACUGAAACCGCUCGAAUUAUGCCAAUAUCCGUUCAGCGCCAAACAGAAGGAGGUCUGCAUCAAUCCGUAUCACUACAAGCGCGUGGAGAGUCCAGUAUUGCCGCCAGUUUUAGUGCCGCGUCACUCGGAAUUCGCGCCGGGUCACUCGAUGCUCCAGUUCAAUCAGAUGGCCGAGCCGAGUAUGCCGCACAAUGUGAGCUACUCGAACAGCGGCUUCAACUCGCACAGUCUCAGCAAUAGCAACACCUCGGUGGGCAGCCCCAGUUCCGUGAACUCCAAUCCGAAUUCACCGUACGAGAGCCUGGCUGGUACACCGCCGCCCGCUUACAGCCCCUCCGAGGAUGGCAACUCCAACAAUCCGAACGAUGGCACACAAAUGCUCGACGCCCAGAUGGGCGAUGUGGCUCAGGUUAGCUACUCGGAGCCGGCCUUUUGGGCAUCCAUUGCCUACUAUGAGCUCAACUGCCGUGUCGGCGAGGUGUUCCACUGCAAUAAUAAUUCGGUGAUUGUCGACGGCUUCACGAAUCCAUCCAACAACUCCGAUCGCUGCUGCCUCGGCCAGCUGAGCAAUGUCAAUCGCAACAGUACCAUAGAGAAUACACGCCGUCACAUAGGUAAAGGCGUUCAUCUGUACUACGUAACCGGCGAGGUCUAUGCCGAAUGCUUGUCCGAUUCAGCGAUAUUUGUACAGUCGCGCAACUGUAACUAUCACCAUGGCUUCCAUCCGAGCACCGUUUGCAAAAUACCGCCGGGCUGCUCAUUGAAGAUCUUCAACAAUCAGGAAUUUGCUCAACUGCUGUCGCAAUCGGUGAACAAUGGCUUCGAGGCCGUUUAUGAGCUGACGAAAAUGUGCACGAUCCGCAUGUCAUUCGUGAAGGGCUGGGGAGCCGAAUACCAUCGGCAGGAUGUGACAUCGACGCCCUGUUGGAUUGAGAUACAUUUACACGGGCCGCUGCAGUGGCUGGACAAGGUGCUCACACAGAUGGGGUCGCCGCAUAAUGCAAUAAGUUCCGUAUCCUAAAGACAAAAUCGGGGAAACUUUGAGAAAAGAAAAGAGGGAAUCGAUUGGAGAAAGGAAAUAACAAAUACAGACACAGAAACACACACACACACACGCACACCUGCGGGCAUAGUGAGCUAUGCUAAAAGACGUGUUUUAGUUAUGUGUGCGUGUGUGUGUGGAUAUAUAUGCCUUACACACAUAUAUAUAUAUAAAGAUAGAUAUAUAUGUAUAAAGAAAGAUAUAUAACUAGUUAUAUAUUAGACAGCUACUCAACCCGCCUCUCGCCCAACUACACAUACUUAUCUAUUUUAUAGUUUAAACAUAUGAUUUUCUAUGCGAAUGUCAUUCCUUAUGCAACAAAUUGAAAACUAUGUUGAAGCAAACAAGCAAGCAAAA